This is a messenger RNA of Quercus lobata, 450 nucleotides long. RefSeq lists its product as uncharacterized. NCBI's taxonomy places the organism in Eukaryota, Viridiplantae, Streptophyta, Magnoliopsida, Fagales, Fagaceae. Bases 1 to 450 code for a protein of 149 amino acids. The transcript has a single exon. The record is from RefSeq and is a predicted model, not a curated record.
AUGGCUGUCCACUCUAAGGACGAGGCUUUGACGUGCAAAGUAUUUCCCUUCAGUUUGGGACUUGUGGUGAUGAGAUGGUUCGAUGGUCUGAGGGCCAAUUCUAUAAACUCCUUUAAGAAGCUCACCCAGGCAUUUGGCUCUCGUUUUAUCACGUGUAGUAGGGUACCUCGACCUUUGGACUCACUAUUGUCCUUAACCAUACGAGAGAGGGAGACCCUGAAAACAUACCCGAACAGAUACUGGGAGAUGUACAAUAAGAUAGAUGGUGAAUUUGAUGACGUGGCCAUCAGUACUUUUAAGGUCGGCCUCCCUGCCGAGCAUUGUUUAAGGAAGUCUCUAACUGGCAAACCUGUUACCAAUAUGAUCCAACUCAUGGACCGAAUUGAUAAGUAUAAGAGGGUUGAGGAAGACCAACAGCAAGGGAAAUGUAAAGCGAAGGUUAUCCUUUAA